This is a messenger RNA of Poecilia reticulata (guppy), 1621 nucleotides long. The record is from RefSeq and is a predicted model, not a curated record. NCBI's taxonomy places the organism in Eukaryota, Metazoa, Chordata, Actinopteri, Cyprinodontiformes, Poeciliidae.
GUGGAGUUAUGUUAGCUUUAUGCAGUGGAAGAAGAAGCUCUGUUGUGAACGUUCAGGAUCCAUGUGUAACUAGUGUUUCAUUGACUCUUCGUUUAAAAUGAAACACUCUGAAGCAGAGCAACUGCAUCCCUGCCUCUAUUUAGAAGUCUGUUCCCAUAACGAGGAGACGCGUCUGCCCCUGCACACCUCCAUCGUCCUGUUCCUCCUGUCUUACUGCGAGUCCAAGUCUUUCAAAGUUUUCCUGGUUCGCAGAGACAGCAACAACAAAGGCUUCCCUGAAUCCCAGAGGUUUCACCUCCCAGAGUCUCUGAGUGUGUGCGACUUUGUCUCCCCGGAGGGUCUCCCGCGGCUGGUGAGGGGUUGCCGUCUCCCGGCUGCCGUGGAUGAGAGCGGGCGGCUCUGCCGGGCUGGGCUGGCGGUGGUCCUCAGGCACAUCAUCAUCAGAACCAUCGAGGCUGACCCCUCCAGGAAGGAUGUGCAGGAGCUGCUGGGGUUUAAGAAAACAUGCCUGAAAGCUUGUGCGGAGGUGAGCAAAUGGACCAGACUGUGCGAACUGGGCAUCCCCUCUGCAGUGGAGGAACACCUGCAGAAGCCCACGGGACAGGCCCAGCUGCUGCCUCCUGCUAUUGUUACCCUCGAGCGACGACUCGCCGAGCCCGUCAAAGUACACAACGACGACAAAAUCCGGAGACAGAAACUCCAAGAGCAGAGACAAAGGCAAAAGAACGGCACGUCUGAAGGCGAGGGAAAGCCCGAACUUGAAGGGCUCGAGCUCAGGGCGGCUCUGGCCAAACUGGCAGUGGAUUCAGUUCCGGCAGGGACCACUAGAGAGAACUCUGAGAUCAGGAAAGUGAAGACGACAGAUUUGCCUGAACUGGAGCAUGUGUUUGCUGAGGGACUUUACUUCACUCUGACUGAUGUCGUGCUGCUGCCCUGCAUUCAUCACUAUCUGUGCUCACUCCAAACCCACACACCGAACACUCUGCAUCAUCUCCCCCGUCUCCUGCGCUGGUACGGUCGCGUUCAGGAAGUACCCGGGGUCCUUCGAGCAGCCGAGGACUGUGGGUUCGUUCUGUCCGAAGUCCAGGCUCCAACACCCAGCCUCUUUGGGCCACCACAACAGGAGAACCGUGAUGACCUGCUGCCUACAGAGGGUCAGGAGGUGACCCCAAACCUUCAUUUCGUCGGCGGUCCGAGGCCCACAAUGACUAAGCUCAAAGAAAAUGGCAUCGAGGCAGUCUUCUCUCCUCAUCCUCGCCCUGCUUGGACUCUCCCGUGGGACAGAUUACCAGCAGCUAUCAACCCCACUGAAGGAAAAAUGUCUGACAUCCGAGCCGUCAGGAAAAUGCAACAGCUAAAUAACUUGGCUGCGAUGGUGACGGAGCUAGCCAGGCCGGGAGACACAAUAGUGGAUUUCUGCAGUGGAACGGGUCAUGUGGGGAUUGUUCUGGCUCACACACUUCCAGAUUGCCAGAUCAUCCUCAUAGAGAACAAAGAGGAGUCUUUGGUUAGAGCCCAACGUCGCAGCACUGAGCUUGGCCUGAAAAACAUUGGUUUCCUUCAGGCCAAUUUGGAUUACUUUACUGGACCGUUUCAGAUUGGGAUUGUCUGGACAAACUGA